UCUACUCCUCCUCCUCUGCAGUUAAAAUCUAUUGGUCUCCGGAUAUUAACAAACUCGUGAUGUCAGGAGGUGCUGGAAAAGGUCGAGUACAGAAAGAUCUAAUGCAUAAUAAAGCAAGCUUACUCUCUCACGAAAGUAUGUGGCAAAUGCUACCAAAACGAAUAAGAGCAAGUCGUUAGCUAGCUUAAUACAUCGGAAUAUGGACUCUUACUACAUUUCUUUGGGAAAUAGUAUACAUGUGUAGCGGCAAGUAUUCGUAUAUAGUAGCUAGUCGUGUGCUUUUUAGUUCAGUUUUACUUUCAUGUCACUCGGCACUUCUAGCCCUGGGGCAAACGGAACAUGAAGCGAUUUGUCCUGGAACAGGUAACAGAUUUUUGCGAUUUUAUCAAAGGCAAUGAUUUCAGUGACUUUUUGAAAGAAAAUAAUAGUUUUAAUAGCUAUCAUAACGGUAACGCUAAGAGUUGCUUCCCCGAUAUUCGGAUUUGUCCGGAUGGGCACCACGUCCAUGUCAUUCUCCAUAAACCAAAGAUUGGACUCCUGACAUUUGACAAAUAUCAAAUCCCCGCGUUGAUUCAAAAUCGAAAGCAUCAGGACUUAUGCUUGACAAGGACUGUUCCUAUUCUGGAUGUCGUUUAUUUAGCAAUUUCUAGCAGCAACUCAGACGGUGGUUCAGCUGUUCUAGCUGUAAUUUUCCAGAAUGGCAAAACAGAAUUCUGGAAGUACUGUGAAGUCAGAGCAGGCUGGUGUUUACUGCAGACCUCGGAUUUGUGCAACAGUCCCAGGGCGAGAGUUGUCUCUGUAUGCACCAGUGGGAACUUCAUCGUCUGGUGUGAAGAGAGGCCCCCUUCGGAAAGCUCACCAGCUACUACUACAACUCCUAACACCCUCAGGUACUGUAUCUGCAAAAGAACGUACGAGGUGGAGGAUGGGGCGGUUCGUUUAGGAGGCGUAAAAAUUGCAUUGCACAACAAUCCGCGGUACUCGGUGACCGCAUCAGCUGAAAACGUUUACCUGCUACCGGACACAAAGGCGUCUGGCCUCGGAAGCAUUUCCAGAUUAUUCCUGAAGUGGUCCCCACAGCGCGACGCAAUCGAUGUCGGUACUGCUUGCACUGGGAUCUUGCCGAGGAGAACCACAAGCACCGCAAACAAGGAAUCAGAUUUCAAGAAGCUGAUUUCGGACUGCGUAAGUGUGUUGUCCAAUGUCAACCCCCCAGAUAUCUGGGCUUCCUGUGCUACAGAAUGCGGGGGACUCGUGCUGCUCCUCAGCUCUGGCUGGACCAGUCUGCUACAGAAGGACGGCGUCCUGAGGCAGGUCUAUAAGCUGGCUGACAACUGCCUGACUAGCAGUGGUAGCAGAGCCAUCCAGAGCAGCAUGAAGGUCUACCACGACAUUCUGGCCCUCACUGUGGGGAGGACCCUGUAUUUGAUUGACACUCAAUGCGGAACAGAGCUGGAGAAAAUGGCCCUGAGGAAAGAGGGGGUUCUGUUUGUGAACUACGAGAGAAAGCACACCCCUCACUUGCUCUCGGAGGCCGGACUCUUUCUCGUUAGGCGCGGGGAAUCGGAACCCAGCCACAAGCUGCCUGAACACUUGCAGACCCUCAGGCCAGAUUCGGUCCUGGCGGAGACCGUCUUCGAGGAGGCCUGCCACCACUACCAGCGGAGGAGCCUGAGCAACGUCCAGCUAACGGUGGAGAAGCUGAAAAACGGGGGAAUGUUCCAGGCCCCCAUCUCUCUGUCCUGCAUCCUCAGUGACUACCUGAGGGGCGAGGGGUCAGUCGACGUAGCAGAGGGAGGAGCCAGCAACGGCAGCGUUGCAAACGGCAACCUGCUGAACUCCCUAGAGCCCGAGCUGAAGAGGCUGGUGGCACUCGAGGACGUCAAGGCGUCGUUGGCCGGGGCCUCAGAGAAGGAGUUGGCCGGAUGCUGCGAAAGCCUGGUUUGUGAGGAGGUGAGCAGGCUGCUGAGCUCGGAGCUGGACAGGGAGAACGUUCUCUACCUGAACACCGUGUUCAGCGCUUUCCCCGGCGAGUCGUGGCGGGCCCUGCAGGGUGUACUGCAGCUGGCGGUUGAUGGGGAGGGCUCCCUAUCCGCAGGGGCUCGUCCUGAGGUGUGGAAGGCGGUGGUGACUCCCGUCCAGCCCGCCACGGCCCCCGCCGCCCAGGGACGCGCGCCCGCUAAUGUGGCGGCGCCGGUCUUCGAGCUCCUCUGCCGCUCCUUCCUGCAGUUCCAGCCGGCCCAGCUGCCCGGCUUCCUGGAGCUGGCGCAGUGUCAGGCGGGUGCCUCCCCCCCGCCCUCCUGGAGCUACGAGGCCAAGCGGAGCUCCGAGGCGACCCCCCUGUGCGAGCGCGCCCUGUCCGUGCUGCCGAGGGACGGGCGGCACUGGGACCUGGAGGUGGAGCUGCUGCUGAACAGCCGGGACCCCCAGGGCGUCAUGCGGGCCCUCCGCGCCCUCGUCGGCCGGCAGCAGUGGGGGCGGGCCACCCAGGUGGCCGAGCGUUUCGGCCGCCAGAGCACCUGGCUCAACGAAGAGAUCUUCAGCACCCUGCUGCGCGAGGUCUCCCAGCACCGGGACCUGGACCCCUACCUGGACCUCCUGUGGGCGCUCUGCCCCGAGGAACUGACCGUGACCGACAUCCUGAACAUUGUGCUGAUGGACCUUCCCUCGGCUCCUCCGGGGGGCGCCGGUCCCUUCCAGACGGGGGGCAGCCACCACCUCACCAUAGGCCUGCUGAAACCCCUGCUGAGCAAGGUGCUCCAGCGAGAGACCAAACACAGCCGGAGGUACGCAGACAUCCUCCAGUGCUCCUACCUCCCCCUCACCGCACCCCCCUGCCAGGCCAAAACCCCGUCUAGGGUUGGGAAGGGGUCAGCCGGCAAUGGCAAGAUCUCCGACCAGAAUGUUACAUCUGAGGCUCGAAUGCCAACGGAAUCUCAGCAUAGCUGAGUUGGCGUUUCAGUGCAUGACCUUUGAUUCCAACUCCUAACAAUGAGGGACAAGAGAAGGGUAAACAUCUCAUUCCAUUUAGCAACCAAAAGCUGUUUCGCUGACUCUUACUGGCAGCCACUGUGUGUGGAUCAUUAGUCUCAGUCUUACGGAGUGCUUACUUGUGUCUUACUUUUUUGAUCCAAAAAUAAAAAUGUAAUGUAAAUGCUUGUUUUGUCGAGAAAAUUUACCAGUUUUGCCUCAGGUGCUGUUGCUCAGAGCUCUAGGAAAACAGCUGGGAGAGCAUAUCAAAGUGCAAUGCUAUAUAUUUAGCGAAUGAACCCAGAGUGAGCAAUGGGGAUGAGAACUAAUCAAAAUAAGACCUACAGAGGAAUGUACAUUAUUGCAUGUUAGCCCUCCAUGAUCCUUUCUGAAUACUAAUCAUUUUAAAUAUGGGCUCAACAGAAUCCAAUUCUGGUGUAUUCACAAGUGCUUUUAUUUAUGUAAUUACUUAAGUAUAGCAAAUUUAAUUCAAUAUUCAGGGAUUGCCACUGUAAUAGUCCUACUUAAUAAAUAUGUAAAUUAAAAGUCAACAUCCCGCAGAUAAACACGGAAUGUUUUCCAUUCUUUUAAAUGUUGAUUGUUGAUGUGAGGGAUUGCAUCAGCUCAUCUGCGAGCUGCAUAAGAUGUCUUCAUUUCAGUAGCCUUGAAUGCAUGGUCACUCUUAAAACAGGCAGAUUAGUGCCCGGUGUGAUAAGCCAAUCUGAACCAAUAUUUGAAACUGAUGAAAUUCCAGAUAAAUUCUUUUUGUUCUUACUUUUAAUGAUGAUGUGUGUCUGUAUUGAAAAACACCUGAUUUGUUUGAAUAAUUAGAUUUGAAAUCCUGUUGUGGUUUUGUAGCCUAUUUUAGGCUACCCAACUCCUUACAAAGCCAACAAUUCAAUUCACCACCACUCGCUCUCUUAAUUGUCUUGUUCUCAUUCUUUAAAACGGCAUUUUGAUCACUUAAACCUAUAAAGACACACUCUGGACUCCACAAUGUUGUGGCUGCAUAUUGGUCUUUGAACGCUAAGCUGCCUUAUGCUGUCCCAUGUGGAACUCUAAUUACAUAUCUGUUUUAUUCCUUCAUCAAAGUUGUUCCUGGUGUGGUGACAGAUUCACAGUGCAUUCUGGGAACUGGAGGCCGACUAGAACAACUGAGUGAACUGAGGUUUUUUUUUUUUUUUUUUUAAAGUCAGUAUUUUAGUAAGAUAAUCAACCACAUAACUGAUUCAAGACAGCCACUUGUAAAAGCUCUAAUGUCUCAUAUUGAGACUGAAAUAAAAGAUGACUUGUUUCAGGGACUUCUUGAUCAAGGGUCCCAUUCUUCACACGUGCUCUAGAGAGAGGAAUGUCACAUGCCCAUGUCUUGUGGGAGAGAUUUCUACUCUAGUCGUGAGACUAGUUCCUGAUUUUUGUUGUAUGCCACUCUUUAAACAGUAACGCAUAAUAAAUCUUAACUUAAAAAUCUUAGCUCUGCACUUUAAAUGUUUGCGGUCCUGUUUUGCGUAAACCCUAAAGUUUACAUCCUUAAACACUGUAUGGCCUCUGUAUGGUUCAUAUGAUUCAUUAAGACAGUUCAAGCUGAAACUGCUGUUAUAUCAAGCAUCAUAAUACAAAUAAAUAACUUUAAAAUAA
Anguilla rostrata (American eel) is the source of this 4605-nucleotide messenger RNA. Its product is annotated as BLOC-2 complex member HPS6-like. Lineage: Eukaryota; Metazoa; Chordata; Actinopteri; Anguilliformes; Anguillidae. Gene Ontology annotation, biological process: protein localization to membrane; organelle organization; lysosome localization. The coding region runs from base 340 to 2949 and encodes 869 amino acids. The transcript has a single exon. The record is from RefSeq and is a predicted model, not a curated record. Gene Ontology annotation, cellular component: lysosomal membrane; BLOC-2 complex.